CACGCCACUCGCGCGACGAAGAAAACGCCUUAUUCCUGCGACCGGCUUUGGAAGCCCCACCCCACCCCACGCCCCCCGCUGUGAACCGUGCGGGCCAAUCAGCACAGCGAAGCCUUCAAUCAAAGCAGUCGCGUCCGCGAUUAGCCAAUGAAAUUGAAGCUGGUCCCUUCCUUACCGAGCUCUGGUUGGCCUGGCAUCCCGGAAGAGGCGUUAACCCCCGGCGGUAGCAAGAUGGCGUCCCUGGAUCGGGUGAAGGUACUGGUGUUGGGAGACUCAGGUGUCGGGAAAUCUUCACUGGUUCAUCUUCUGUGCCAAAAUCAAGUACUAGGAAAUCCAUCAUGGACUGUGGGCUGUUCAGUAGAUGUCAGAGUUCAUGACUACAAAGAAGGAACCCCAGAAGAGAAGACCUACUAUAUAGAAUUAUGGGAUGUUGGAGGCUCUGUGGGCAGUGCCAGCAGUGUGAAGAGCACAAGAGCAGUGUUCUACAACUCUGUAAAUGGUAUUAUUUUAGUACAUGACUUAACAAAUAAGAAGUCAUCGCAAAACUUGUAUCGUUGGUCAUUGGAAGCUCUCAACAGGGAUUUGGUGCCAACUGGAGUGUUGGUGACAAAUGGGGAUUAUGACCGGGAACAGUUUGCUGAUAACCAAAUCCCACUGUUGGUAAUAGGGACUAAACUGGAUCAGAUUCAUGAAACCAAGCGCCAUGAAGUUUUAACUAGAACUGCUUUCCUGGCUGAGGAUUUCAAUGCAGAAGAAAUUAAUUUGGUCAUAGAGAAGAGAUACUUUCUAAGAGAAGGCAAUCAGAUUCCAGGCUUUCCAGAUCGGAAAAGGUUUGGGGGAGGAACAUUAAAGAGCCUUCAUUAUGACUGAAUUACACUCAUCCUCUGGAAGAGUGAGCAAGCAGUGGCAGGUUUGCACAGCUUCCUUCUUGCUGUGUUGAUUAUUAAUGUUUCAGCCUUUUCACAGAACCAUCUUAAAAUGCCGCCCUUCAGCCUCACCCUUUAAUGGAAAGCUGAAAGGAAGUGACCGUGUGGGAGGUCCAAACUCUGUCCCCAUCAUCUCUGUUCCUCACCUUUCUGUCCCCAUUUAUAGAUUAUGUCAAAGCCUCAUGGAAAUAUGAGAUGUUGUCAAAAUGAUGCAGGAAAUGAGCAGUGACAGAGUGCUGCAGAGAAAAUUUACUCUUUCCAGAACUGGAAGGUUUUUAUGGGUCUGUAAUUUUCCCACACUCCUUGCUGAAGGCCUAAUUAAGUACUUCAGAAAUGUAGCUCUGUUGUUUUACCUUUUGAGGGGAAAGGUUAUGUUACCCUGGAUCGUGCACCCCAAACAGCCUCUCUCAUUUUCAAAGAAGCAAAAUUGUGUUAUUUAAUUGCGUCCACUUUCAUCACACACAAGGAUGCCUAAUAAUAGCAGCCCUCAUCUCCCUCUCUCUUCUCCUUUGCAAGUCGUUCAGUGGCUAGAAGAGGCGGACUCAGAGCUGGAGUUAAAUAUAAAUAGAUUAAUAAUACAUAGAGAACAGCAGUACCGGAAAAGAAGAGUUCUCCGAGAAAUGGACACCUCCCUAAAUCCUUCACUCUAUGUUCCAGUUGUCUGCACUGUCUUACAGAUUUCUAUUUGGAAAGAGGUAGGGUGAGAUCUCAGACCUGCAUGAGGGCAGCAAGAGAGAUUUACAGCCUCUUCAGUUUCCAUGCUUUUAAAGGAAAAGUCAACUCCUAAAAUGUCUCUUAAGUGCAGUUGGUAAACUAAGAAUAUUAUUCUCUGUGUCAACAAUGUAUUUAUGGGGAGAAGUAAAAAUAAGUUCCACAGCAACACAUUUACAUGAAUUAUGGACUAGGAUUCUUAGAUUUCAUAAUCCAACGUCUUUUGGGUGGUGUAUGUGUGUAUGUAUGCAUAAUUAUUCAUCGUUUCUUUUUUUACCCAUCUUUUCUGCUUGUUUAAUUCUCUAUGCCCUGGUUCUUCUUUAAUAUAUAGACCUGGUUUCCAAAAACUGCAAUUUGCUGCUUUAUUUAACACCCAUUUUUGCUCUCUGGCUCUGCAGCAGGUCUUUGCACUCCUGAUUUUGUUCCAUAUUAAAAAAAUAAUAAUAAUCACACAAUUUCAGCUUCUCAUUUUAAAACUAGGCAAAAAACCCACUAAAUUCAUUUCUAUUCCAUUUUAAUUACAUUUCAGAAAUACUUUGGAAAUCAAGGUAUGCUAAAAGAGGAUCUUAAAAUAAAAAUGUUAGCCAGUGCUUUUAGAAAGGCAGUUGUAGGAAUUUGGCAAAGGAUUUUUAAGGCACUUUUCAUCAACCAGAAUAUUCUUUCUCUGCAUCCUUGCCACUAGACUUAACCCUGAUUUCUUUUUUGAUACAAAGGAGAGCUAUGCAAAUCAGGCUCUGUAUGUGUAGUUUGGCACAACCUGUUGUGACAGAGGCCAUGCAGGUAGGCAGCAGAAACCAAAUUCAUACACAAAGACUUGACCCAACUAAAGUUCUUUGUGUUCUGUUUUAAAAAAAUUAAUUAAAAGAAAAUUAUACUUACAAAAAAAAAUACAACACCAAAGCAAAAAUCAAUAUAUAGCCCUUUCCUUCCUCCCCCCUUUCUUCCUCUUUCUUGCCCUUAAUUUAAAAAUCUAUCUCAAUUUAUUUUCUCCCUUAUUAAAAAAAAAAAGUAACCCAUCACUGAUUGCUUCAGGGUCAGCCUUGAAAUCUUAACAGUACUCCACAACUCCCAUUUCUUCUUGCUGUCAGACUUGACUCCCCGGAUUAUAGUUUUCUGAGAAAAAAAAAGUUUUUAAUCUAUGGUGAAUUUAUUGCAAGUAUUAGUAUCAGCAAGACCAGGCUCUUUGCCAAAAUGAAUGUUAUUAGCCAAAGUUCUUCAAAAAGAAUGUUUUGAAGCAUAAUUUUUGCUAAGAUUUCCUGAGAUGUGCUCAUCAAAAUUGCUUUUGAUAAUCAACAAAUGUAAAUACCAAAAUACUUCCUGAGAAGUAUUAAUUAAAUCUUUAAUUUUCUUGAUGGAACAAGUGGCUAGCAAUAGAGAAAGAUUUUUUUUUUCCUGUUGUGAUUUAGAUGUCUAACCAAUGUUAUUUUUUGUGGAGGCAACCAGACGUGAAGGCAUAUAUGGUCAUUCAUCUGUCCCUCAGGUGACAGGGCCUCUCAUUGGAAACCAACUAAAGAUUUGGGUUGUCCUCUCCACUCUGUGCUCUGAAAAGAAUUGCUGCUCCCAAAGGGAUUGAUCCAUAUCAGCGUUAUCUCGGGUUCUCAGAAGUCCCUAAACUUGAGGCAUCCAUGGCGGAUUCCAAGUGCCUUAACACUGCUGUUUUUCUGUCCAUUCUGAAAAUGGACUAUGUGGAACGGAUGUACUGGACCAUCAGACUGAGAUGAAGAACCCCUAAUUGCUGCCAUGACCAAGCUUGAGUGUCUGUUUUCAAUAGUGUAUGCUGUAGCACCCAGCCCAGAGAGGACCUUGUAUGGGUUUUUAAUAAAUGUUGGUUUAAUUGAAAUUUUUAAA
This is a messenger RNA of Canis lupus familiaris (dog), 3485 nucleotides long. It is a transcript of the gene RABL3, whose product is annotated as RAB, member of RAS oncogene family like 3. Gene Ontology annotation, molecular function: GTPase activity. The coding region runs from base 148 to 870 and encodes 240 amino acids. The transcript is spliced from 7 exons. Gene Ontology annotation, biological process: intracellular protein transport. NCBI's taxonomy places the organism in Eukaryota, Metazoa, Chordata, Mammalia, Carnivora, Canidae. The record is from RefSeq and is a predicted model, not a curated record. Gene Ontology annotation, cellular component: endomembrane system.